UUUAGAUAGAGAGAAAGAAGGUUUGUUAAUGGAGAUAUAUAUAUGUAUGUAUAUAUACAUAUAUAUUUUAUUAUAUCCGAUUGUGAACAGAUAUGCAAUGAGAUGGUCAAUACUAAGAAAGAUAAAUUGAUAUGUAUAUGUAUAUGUAUAUAUAUGUAUAUGUAUAUGUAUAUGUAUAUAUAUAUAUAUAUAUAUAUAUGUACAUAUGUCUAUGUGGUUAAAUUGCACGACGAACGAGCUCAUCGUUAGCAAUAAAUAAUUUAACAAAUUCGUACGGUCUCUUGUGGUUAAUAUAUGCCGACCGAUCGACUGUUAAAUCCAUUCGUUUUUGGUCUACACGGUAUAGCAUCUAUAAUAAUACAUCGUUUUGUUGUAAUAAACGAUUUAAAUAAUAAUUUUCCAAUGAAUCUUUCUCUCCAUUUCCUUGUCUACUUGUAUUUUGAACAAAGAGGUUAUGAUAUUUUCCUAUUAUCUAAUUCCUUAAUUUACACACACGCUACAAUAGAUAUAAUUGUAUUUUUAUAACGAAACACGAUACAAUGUAUUUAUAAAAUUUAUUUUAAUCUUUUAAUUAAAUUAUUACGCACACCGAUAAAGAAAAUUUCAAAGAUAAUAUUUUACGUUAAUGUGUUACAUGUUUUUCUAACUUAGUGACUAAUAUCUGUGAAGUCAAAAUAUUUCAUGGCGUCGUCUAUUCACAUGUUUCUAAGAGGCGCCGUAAUAUCUAAAGUUCGAAGGAAAUCAAUAUAUUUUUCUAAUAUAUUUAUUACUUAUAUUUUAACUUGAUCAUUGUUCAUCCAAAAAUGAAUAAUUUAUUUCCAUGGUGAUUGUUAUCAAAAAGAAAAAAGGAAGGUGUCACAAAUCCAAACUAUAAUAUAUCGUGUACAGCAUUGAAAUCAUAACCUAAAAAUAACGUAUGUUAAUUUUUUAUUAAAUUCAUGUGAGUAUUUAAUACAAUGGAGACGACAGAAAAUUGGGAUGACAAUAAUGAGAUAUUUAUUAUUGAAAAUGAAACUAAAAAAGAGGAAAAUAUCGAAAGUACACAAGUUGUAGAAGGUUUUGUUACGUUCGACGAUUAUCUUAAGGAAGUAUUUGAUGCUAUAAGAGAAGGAAUCAAAGCAGCAAAUAAUUUACCAAAUGGAGAAAACUUUAAUUAUUAUGAAUGUUUUCCGAGUUUUAAUAAAGCUAGAAAAGAAAAUUCGGAAAGGUUAUUAAAGAUGAUGCAAAAAAUAAUUAAUAUAUCAGGAGUGAGCGAUAAUAUAGAUGGACGUGAUAUAGAAGAAAAGUUUGAACUUUUAUUAGAAGCAAAUGAUGUGUUUUUAGAUAAGGCAGGCUUGUGUAUGGAUGAAGAAUGUGGUAUAUUAAAAAAUCCUGAAAUAGAAUUAGUUGUAUCGCAAACCAAGAAGGAUACCAGCGGUAGUUGGAAUAUUAUAACAUCUGGAAAUAACAAACAAUUAUCUGAUACAUCUAAAACUGCACAAGCGGUACGUCUAUUGACUGCAAGAAAUAUACAAAGACCACAAUUAACUUUUAAAGACAAAAUUGAUAAUAGUUUAAAACCUUGGGAACCUAAAAUUAAAGAUAAGCCAAAUUCUUUAAAACCAUUAGCUAUUUAUUUAGAAGAAACCGAAGAUGGAGAGGUAUUUUGUCAUCCUUAUGAAUUUGAAUUGAAUAAAUUUCAACCUCCGGAUAAUCAAUUACAAAAAGGUGAACCAGUUAAGUAUAAAACAUUACAUAAAACUCCGUUAAUUAUGAUAAACAAACCGGAAGAUAUCAAAAUUUUAUUAGAUGAUUUAAAAAGAUAUCAAGAGAUUGCUGUCGAUUUGGAACAUCAUUCUUAUAGAAGUUUUCAAGGUAUAACUUGUUUGAUGCAAAUAUCAACUGGUGAUACUGAUUAUAUAAUUGAUACAUUAACAUUAAGAUCGGAAUUACAUGAGCUUAAUGAGAUUUUUACAAAAUCUACUAUACUAAAAGUGUUCCAUGGAGCAGAAUUUGACAUUCAAUGGCUUCAAAGAGAUUUGUCUAUAUAUGUUGUAAAUAUGUUUGAUACCCAUCAAGCUGCUAAACAACUUAAUUUACCAUAUUUAAGUUUAUCUUAUCUUUUGAAACGAUUUUGUAACAUAGAUCCGAACAAACAUUUUCAACUUGCUGAUUGGCGUAUAAGACCUUUACCCGAUGAACUUUUAAAAUAUGCAAGAGAAGAUACGCAUUAUUUAUUGCAUAUUAAAGAUAUUUUAAGAAAUGCAUUAAUUGAUUCUUCAAAUGGGAAGACUAACAUUUUAAAAGCUGUAUAUGAUAGAAGUACAGAGAUAUGUAAAUUAACUUAUGUAAAGCCAAUAUGGACAGAAGAAAGUUAUAUGAAUAUGUAUAGGAAAAGUCAAAAAUUCUUUAAUAAUAAACAAAUUUAUGCUUUGAAAGAAUUACAUAAAUGGAGAGACAUGACGGCUAGAGAGGAAGACGAUAGCACUGGUUAUGUUUUACCAAAUCAUAUGCUUUUAAAUAUAGCUGAGACAUUACCACGUGAAAUGCAAGGGAUUUUGGCUUGUUGUAAUCCAAUUCCACCAUUGCUUCGACAAAACUUAUUAAAACUUCAUAAGAUCAUACUUAAAGCACGAGAUCAACCUUUAAUAAAACCAGUGAAAGAAACUGAUAUUAGACAACGAUUUGUUAGAGAAAAUCAUGGAGUAAAUUCAGAAGCUUGGACUUAUUCUCCUCACGAUAUACCAAGUGGUACAGAAGCUAGAGCCGAUUUACCUUGUCUGUUAGAUCAAUUAAAUCAAUUAGAAAUAGAAAAAAUAUUAAAUAGCAAUAUUAAUGUAAAACAUAGCAUUACAGUAUUUGAUAGUCCAAACUCAUCUGAGAAUGAACAAUCAACUUCUAAUGAAAUGGAACAAAAUAAAAAGAAAAAAUUCAUAUUCAUUAGUCCCUUUGAAAGAUACAAACGUGUAAUACCUGUGAUAGCUAAACAAGAAGAACAAGACAGACAAAACCAAGAAAAAGAAGAAGAAGAAAGAUUAAAUAAAUCGAAAAUCGAAGAUACACCUUCGCCUACAUUUAAGACUGAUCAGAAAUCUCUUCCCGAUCAAACUACAUCGGGUCAAAGUUCAUGUCGUAGAAAAAACAAAAUCUUCUCUCUUUGUUUGCCUGGAAGAAAAAGAAAAAGAAAUUUAUCUGUGAGAGAUUCAUCGGAUGAACGAUCUGAUAGUAAUUUGUCUACACCAAUUCCUUCUUUAAACAAGAAGAUAAUGCAAGGUGUGAAUAAAGAAUUACUUAUAAACACAGAUACAACGAAUGAACAAAAUAAACAAAUAACUGUACAAAAUGUUUCACAUAAUCAAAAUUUGCAGAAUGAUACUAUUAAACCUUUAAGGGCACGUAAGAAAGGAGAAAAAAAAGCAAAUGAAAAAGAAUUAAGACAAAAAGGAAUGCUUCCUGUAGAAAAGUUUGACUAUAAAUCUGUUGACUUUAAUAAAGCUUUCCAAGGUGGUAGUAUUAUUAAUGAUGGAACAAGUCAAGCAAACUUUGUACAGCCAAAACAGGGCAAGAAAAAAAAUAAACGAAAGAAAAAGAAGCAAAAUCUGACUACAUUUAAAUACAUAUAUUUUUUGUGUGUGCCUAAAGUGUUCAAUAUCAGUAUUAUAAUGUUAUUAUAUAUAGUAUUGGCAAUUGCAUUAAAUAAUGUUUUAAUCAUGAAUUGCGCCUGUUUGAACAAUAAUAGAACAAAUUUGUUAAAUAAAAAUUUAUCAGAUUUUACUUAUACAUGGGUAGACAAAGUCCGUGAUGAUUUAGUAAAUUUUAUGUCUAAUAAUAAAGAAAUAGAUUGUUUUGGUUUAGGAAAAACAGUUGCUAUUGUUUUAGCAUGGUUUUUUUCUGACAAAGCUAAUGAAUUAAAGUUAUUAGAUAUUCAAUUUCUUUUAUCAUCAAGAAAUCAGCCGAACAGAGUACAAGUGUAUAUUGGUGAACAGUUUGGUUUGGAAUGGACAGAUUUUAAAAUUGAACGUAGAACUAUUAUAAUAGUACAUGGAUUUUUAUCUCACAGCAAUGAGAAAUGGAUUACUGAAAUGGAGGAAGCAUUUCUUAAAUGGAAUGAUGUUAAUGUAAUAAUCGUGGAUUGGAGUGCAGAAGGUAAUACGUGGAAUUAUUAUAAAGCUGCCAUCAAUACUAAAAUAGUUGGACAUCAAAUUGCAAAAUUUUUAGAACAUAUCGUAAAUGCAACAAAAGUUACAUCUAAUUGGGGUACUAUACAUUUAAUUGGACAUAGUCUUGGAGCACAUAUUUGUGGCUUUGCUGCAAAAGAAUUUAAGAAAAAAGAAAGUAAUUGGAUAAUACAUAGAAUCACUGGUCUAGAUCCAGCACAGCCAUGUUUCAGAAAUACAGAUUCAUCUAUUCAUUUGGAUAAAACAGAUGCACCAUUUGUUGAUAUAAUUCAUACUAAUGGAAAAUUACUCUCCAAUCUUGGCUUAGGUUUACCAGAGCCUAUUGGUCACGUAGAUUUCUAUCCUAAUGGAGGCCAAUAUCAACCAGGUUGUUCUGAAUCCAACAGAACGAUCUUUGGCUAUUUACCUAUUCCUCAAACAUUUAUUCAACAAGCAAUAUGCAGUCAUGGUCGUUCUUAUGUUUAUCUUACUGAAUCUCUUUUAUUAACUUCUAUGAAUAAUUGUAGUUUCUGGUCACAUCAUUGGGACUUGACAUAUAGAAAUAUAAAACAAAUAAUGUCUGAAUCAUGUAACGAAGAUAAUUGCAUUGAAAUGGGAAUUAAAGCAGAGAAUUAUCCUCAACGUGGAACUUUUUUUCUAAUUACUUCAAAUAGUACACCAUAUUGUGUUAAUGAAACAGAAUUACCAAAAGAAAUAAAAACACAUUUGAAAAUCGAUUAUAUUGAUGAGCUUCAGGAUUAAAAGAGAGAGAGAGAAAGAGAGAGAGAGAGGGAGAAAGAAAGAAAGAGAGAAAUACGUAAUUUUAUUAUAUAUGUUACGGACAAAGUCCAUAAUAGGGGCAUCAUGAAUAAUGAGAAACAAUGAAAAGGUCAUAACAUAUAUACAGAUAUUAUUUUCGUAAAUAAAUGCAUUUUUUAUCUUAAAAAUACUAUUUAUAUAUAGCGUUUAUACUUGUACGUAUCGCAUUUAAAUUAUUUUUUGACUAAUAUUUACAAUUGGCAACAUUUAUAUUAUUUUAUAUACAAUUUCUAAUGACAAAGGAUUUAACCAGUUAGCUCAUAGCGCUAUAAAAUCAUUUAAAUUAUAUUAUGAUAAAUGUAAAGAAAACAAAUUG
This is a messenger RNA of Vespa mandarinia (Asian giant hornet), 5271 nucleotides long. RefSeq names its product phospholipase A1. Lineage: Eukaryota; Metazoa; Arthropoda; Insecta; Hymenoptera; Vespidae. Gene Ontology annotation, biological process: lipid catabolic process. Gene Ontology annotation, molecular function: lipase activity. The record is from RefSeq and is a predicted model, not a curated record.